This is a messenger RNA of Rhagoletis zephyria (snowberry fruit fly), 6975 nucleotides long. The record is from RefSeq and is a predicted model, not a curated record. Lineage: Eukaryota; Metazoa; Arthropoda; Insecta; Diptera; Tephritidae.
AUGGAGACCUCAGUGCCUCCGCUAAAAAGUCCACCUGUUGAUGCCUUUCACAAUGAAAACGUCUGGAUCGACAUUCAGCUGAAAACCUUCACCAAUUGGGUUAAUGAACAGCUCAAGCCGACUGGUCUGACGAUCCACAACUUACAGGUGGACUUUGCCAAUGGCCUUCUCCUGAUUGCCCUUGUUGAGUGUCUUCAGAAGCGGUCUUUAAAAAAGAUUCGCUCUCCGUUAAACCAACACCAGUUCAUCGAAAACGUUCAAAUUGCUUUAAAUGCCAUCGCCUCAGAUAACAUCAAACUCGUCAACAUUGGUAAUGUUGAUAUUGUGUCGGGCAAUUUAAAGCUCAUACUCGGCCUGCUAUGGCAACUGAUCACCCGGUACCAACUGGGCAAAGCCUCAACGCCACCAAAAAAGCUGAUGCUCUCCUGGCUGGAAGCUGCCUUGCCAGAGUUUGCCAUUAGCAACUUUACCAAAGAUUGGAAUAGCGGCAUCGCUCUGUCGGCAUUAAUUGACUUCUGCAAACCCGGGCUUUUUCCCAACUGGCGAAAGCUCAAUGCUAAGUUUAGCGUUCAGAAUUGUCACAAAGCUAUGCUGAUUGCCAAAGAGGAAUUUGGCAUUCCGAUGAUCAUCACUGCUGAAGAUUUGAGCAAUCCCAGUUUAGACGAGAAAUCAGCCCUCACCUACCUGUCGUAUUUUAUGAAAGAAAAUGGCCCUGGCUAUAAUCUCAUCAUGGACUGGCUGCAACGCCUUUUACCCACCAGAAGUAUUAGCAAUUUAAGUCUCAAGGUCUACUAUAAAGACGAACUGGCGGCAAGGCCACUCAAGAUAAAAGUACACCCAGACUUGUCCAAUGUCAUCUUCUCUGGAAUUGAGCCAUGUUCAGUGGGUUCACUCGUUGAAGUGGUCAUCAACUCUAAUGGAGCUGGCUCAUCAGACGUCAAUGUGAUUGCACUUAGCUCCACAAACAGAGAGCUGGAGUGUAAGUUGAGUGAAAAGGACAACUCACUUAUUGCCAACUUUAUUCCCGACGAAAUUGGCGAGUGGCGAAUUGCAAUCACUUACUCAGGCGAGCACAUCAACGGCAGUCCCUUUCCAUGCUUGGUUUACGACAGCAACAAAGUUUUUGUGCACCUCAGCGAGAAAGUGGUCGCCCGACAAGAGUCAUUCUUCUCCAUUGACACACGGCAAGCAGGCUGGGGUGACUUGAACGUCAAGGUGGAGUGCGCCCACAAUGGAUGCCUGGUGCCUAUUAAGGUGGACGAGCGCGGCAAUGGCACCUACAACCUGGCCUUUGUUCCCGAGUUUCCCGGAAAGUACCUCGUCUCUGUCACCUUCAACCAACAGCCAGUUCCUGCUAGCCCUUUCAAGAUCUACGCAGUGGAUGGCAAAAUAAAUGAUCCCUUCCAUGCACGAGAGGACAUUUCAGCGUAUCAGGAGAUGCAUUACGAAAACGAUCUUUCCCAAGCCGGAAAUGGCGUUGGUGAAUUUGCCCUAAACAAAGGCACUGUGCCAAACUGUCCUUUCAAGUACGACGUCGCUCCAUCCAAGCCUGAAAAAACUGUUUUCAACAUUGAAACACUGGACAACUUUAAAGUGAACCAGCCUACAUUUUUUGACAUUCGACUAAAUGACGCCUCAUUUGACAAGGACGAUUUAAGUGCCUCCAUUGUCGAUCAUCAGAAUCAACCCGUUUCCCAUCGAAUUGUAGCUGAAUCAAGGCAUCUCUUUCGAGUGCAUUUUAGUGUUUCAGUAAUCGGCAACUACCACUUUAAAGUUUUCCUGGGAAAUACUUCACUGAUUCACUCUUUCACUGCAAAAGCAUACGACAUUUCCAAAAUUUUAAUUAGCGACAUACCAAAGAGAAUCGCUAUUGGUCAAAAGUGCUGCUUUCAAGUGGACGCUUCAAACGCUGGAGAAGGGCAGCUGGAGAUUGCUGUCAAUGACGGAGAGGUGCCCAAUCAAGUGCAAGUUUUGGGCAAUGGAAAGUGCUUGAUCAGUUUUAUGCCUGAACUCGUCAUGCCACAUGUUGUAGACAUCAAGUUCAAUAACGAAAAUGUUGUUGGAUGUCCAUUCCUAUGUGAAGUUGAUGAGUUUCCUGAACUUAAAUUUGACAUUUCUCAAAUUGAACUCGUUCAAGUUGGUCUUCCGAAUUGCCUCAAGAUUGUUAGCAAUACUGUUCUGGACAAGCAGAUUUUCGUUAUAAAAAUCGCUGCUCCAAGUGGAAAUCUUGUUCCACUGAAUGUCGCAUACGGCAAAGUUAUGACCUGCGAGUUUAUUGCCACCGAAGUUGGACCCCACCUAAUGUACAUGGAGUACUGUUCCAAAUUGGUCACCGAGAAACCUCUGACCAUUAAGAGCUUUGAUCCAAGCAAAGUGACUAUAACUCCAGCUGUUAAUGGCUACGUCAACAAGCCUGUACAGUUUGUGGUUGAUGCUACCUUUGCCGGCGAAGGCAAUCUGGAAAUAUCCGUCAUUUCAAAUGAGAAAAACGUUCCUACUCAAGUGCAGCCAAUGGGAGGUGCCAAAUUUGGGGUUACUUUUACCCCGACUCAGCCAUUGGACCACAUUGUCUCGAUCACUUUUAAUAAUAUCGCCGUCAAUGAUAACCCAUUUUCAGUGAACAUUCUCUCGUCUACUGAUAAACCCAUCAUCACUGGGCCUGCGCUUCAUUUUUCUCCGGUGGACCAAAUUGCAAAGCUAACCAUUCAUAAUGUGGACUCAGAAAAUGACAUUAUUGCCAAAGUUCAAGACGGAAAUAACCAGGUGGUUUCAGUCAAUAUGAUUAAAGACAUUUCAAAUAGAUGCGUUCAUUUGGAGUUUUUGCCCAAAUUGCCAGGGGAGUACAAAGUGCAAAUCAAGUACAAAGGAGAACACAUUCAAAAAUCACCGUUUGCGACAAAAAUUUACGAUAUUAGAAAAAUCAAAGUAAAAGAUGUUCCUAGUGAAAUAUGUCUUGGAAAACCUGUAACAUUUUUAGUCGAGGCUACAAAUGCCGGUCCAGGAAACCUGGAAGUAAUUGUCAACAAUGGAAAAGUGCCAUCAACGCCAAAGUCGUUAGCUCCGAGUAUUUACGCCAUAACAUUCGUGCCUACCGAAACUGAAGUUCACGUUAUUGAAAUUAAGUUUAAUGGUAAAAAUGUUGAAAAUUCUCCUUUUCGGUGCAAUAUACUCGAUAGUGAUAAAGUGAUGAUCAAGAGGCUAGAAAAGGUAGCCGUCAACAAAGUGGCUCAGUUCUCUGUCGAUACCAACGGUGGAUUACUAAAUGAAAAUUCUGUCAUCAUUUUGGGGCCCUCGCAUCAAAACUUGAAGCCUAUUUUGCUUGGCGAUCACCUAAACGGAUAUCAAAUUCAGUUUAACCCAAUUGAAGUAGGUGACCACGCGAUUGAUGUCAAAAUCGGUGGCAAUUCCAUCCCGGGAUGUCCAUUUCUUGUCAAAGUCUACGAUGCCAAGAUGGUUAAGGUGACGGACAUUAAAGACGGCAUUGUAGGAAAACCAAUUUACUUUACAAUUGAUGCGAGCAUGGCGGGGGCUGGAAACUUGGAAAUUAUUGUUUCUUCGAAUGGUCGAAAUGUGCCAAACUAUGUACAGUCGGAGGGGAAUGCACGAUUCAAAGUGAACUUUAAGCCAACCGAAGUCAAUCUUCACAACAUAAGCUGCAAGUUUAAUGGAGAACCAGUUCCAGGAAGUCCUUUUGUGGUGCAAAUAGUAGAGAAAUUGAAAAUCGAAANGAUAGUAGAGAGUGAAGAUUCCUUUGGAUCACUCAUUUCCGAGUCUGUUCUGAAGAAUGUCUCACUAAACAAGGGGAUUGAUUUCAGAAUUGAAAAUCGAAAUAAUGAAGCCAAUCAGUGUAAAAUCACAAUAACAACACCUUCAAACAAAAAAGUCUCGCCAAAUAUCUCCAAAACUUCAAACUACUUUAAAAUCAACUUUGUGCCAUUUGAAGUUGGUCCUCACCAGAUUAACGUUUUACUCGAUUCUGCACCUGUUCCCGGCUGUCCCUUCACUUGCAAUGUGUAUGACGUGAAGCGAAUUAAAGUGGCUGGGCUGACCAACUGUCAUGUCGGAAAGCCGUUUACUUUUCUCGUUGAUGCCUCGCAAGCUGGAGAAGGAACUCUUGAGCUGGUCGUUUCUACCAAGACUGCCUCUGUUCGUGCCGAAGUAUUAAUGCGAAGUCGAGGCUUGUAUGAUGUCACCUUCUGUCCACAAGAAUGUGUGCCUCACUUUUUAAGUAUGACCUUCAACGAGGAAGUUGUGCCUUGUAGUCCAUUUGAAAUUAAUGUCAACAAAGCGCCAAAUGUGCCGGCAAUCGAAGAAAAGAAGCAGAGCUUGAUUGGCAUUGUUGAUCAGGUGAAUGCUAUCAACUUUAAAGCUUCUCCUAUGGCAAUUUUAACCUCGAGCAUAACAGGUCCAAAUAAAAACAAACUUAUGGGAUCAAUUAUUACGGUUGAUGAGGAGAAUUAUAAGCUUGAAUAUUUACCAAAAGAAGUGGGUCGCUACAAAAUUGAUGUUCUUCAGCAUGACAAACCUAUUUGGAGUAAGCCAACAUUUGUUGAUGUUUGUGAUCCAAAGAAAAUUAGAGUUUCGCCUUUAAGUAAUUGUCUUCAAGGAAAAGAAUGCCAACUUGACGUUGAUGCGACACGAGCUGGCUUUGGAGAGUUGACUGUGAGAGUAACAGCCGGUGAAAUCGUAGUCCCGCACACUUUAAAAGAAAAUGCUCCCAAAAUGUACAGCAUCUACUUUACACCACAGUCCGAUUUAGUACAUCAAGUGGAAGCUCGAUUCAACGAAUAUUCAGUUCCCGGUUCACCCUUUUGUCUGAAUGUUCAGGCACAUCUUGAGUCAAUCAUCAUUUAUGGAGAUGGUCUCAAGAGUGCUUGUCCCAACAAGAAGGCGGUCUUUUUCAUUGAAACUGACGAAGUAUCUGCCAAUGAGUUUGACAUUGUAGUGAGCGAACCGAAUCGGUCGCCGCUGCCUGUCAAAUGUUUUCAGCAGAAGAAUGGCUGUCUUCUGGUGGAGUGGACGCCGAAGAAGAUAGGCUCGCACAAAAUUGAAGUUUUUCACAGUGACAAGCCUGUCAUUGGGUCACCGUUCAACUGCGAAGUGUUUGACGCAUCAAAAGUGAAAAUUGAACUUGUUGAACCGACAAACUUUGUCAUUAACAAGAAAAUCAAAUGGCUAUUGAAUCGGAAAAAUGCUGGCUACGCAGAGCUAGAUGUGACGGUCACUAGUCCACUUGGCCGACAUCUGCCAAUCGAAGUUACUGGAAUGGAAAACGGCGAGGGAGAACUCAUUGAGCUACCACAAGGGCCUACUCUUCCUGGACUGUACAGCAUUUUCAUCACCUAUGGUGGCAUAGAAAUUGCCGAUAGUCCAAUCACUUUUGUCGCACAAGAGAGCAUUCUUCCAAAGUUGUCGGGCACUGGCUUGAGUCGGGGAGUUUUCAACGAGCCAUGUUCCUUUAUCAUUGAUGCCAAAGAUAUUUAUGGUUCGCCUGAAAUUAAAAUUGACGGACCUGAAAGCGAUACAUCGUUUUCAAUUGAAAAGUGUAAUGACAUCUACAAGGUCACAUAUAUUCCACUUGAAAUUGGCGUUUUUGAUAUUAAAAUCCUCUGGAAUGGUCAAGAGAUUCCAAAUAGUCCAUUUCAUCCUCACAUUGUCAACUUGGAAAAAGUCAGGCUGAUUGGCGGCUGGGACCAUGUACUGGACAGUGAAAAUCGACUGACAAUGUGCUUGGGAGAAGAGCGAAAGUUUAUAUUUGACAUAAGUGAAGCAGGUCCGGGCAAACUAACUACAUUUUCAAAACCAAAGAGUAGCACUUUGCUUGAGGAGAUUCCUCUAGAGCAGACAGGUGCCUACAAAUUCAGGCUAGCAUUCAAGCCCAAAGCGUGUGGUGACUACGAGCUCUUUGUAUACUUUGAAAAUUUGCUUUUACCAAAGAUGCCAAUUCAAACCGUUGUCAGUGAGAACACCUCUGACGGUGCAACUGUAGUGCUGAAAGGUCACGGACUGGCUGGAGCUCGAGUCGGUGAGGAGACGGAAAUUAUUAUUGACGGUAAAGAUGCAGGUGAUGGCGAGCCCGAGGUCACUUUGACUGGGGUCAAAUCGGACAUCAAAGUAAAGCUGAACUGUGUUGGUCCCCGACUGUACAAAGCCGUGUACACGCCUCGGCUACCAGGAACUUACCUUUUGAAUGUUCUGUGGAAUCAAAAGCAAGUGAAAGGGUGUCCACUGAAGAUAUCCAUUUUGCCCAGCUGUGACGCUAAACGAGUUCUCUGCACGGGGGAAGGUUUAAAGGGUGGCACGAUUGGCAAAGAAAUUAAAGCGUUCAUUGACACUCGCCGCGCAGGACCUGGCGAACUUAGUGCCCACUGUAUGGGUCCACUUAAGGCGGCCAUUUGUGAGUUGUACGAUCAGAACGACGGCACAUUCACUCUGCUGUUGCAUCCACAAGAAGGUGGAAAGCAUACGUUGAACAUCAAAUACGGCGGUCAACAUGUCAUCGGUUCUCCUUUUUCGCUGAAAAUAUACUCUGCCCCUGAUGCGUCAAAGGUGAAAGUAGUUGGCCCUGGUAUAGAGCACGGUGUUUUGCCCAUUUAUCAAAGCCACUUUGUGUGUGACACGAGAGGGGCUGGAGCCGGCCAGCUGACUGUUAGAAUACGAGGCCCUAAAGGGGCUUUUCGUGUUGAAAUGCAGCGAGAAAAUCAAAAGGAUCGGACGAUAUUCUGCAAAUAUGAUCCCACCGAACCAGGCGACUAUCGAAUUGAAGUGAAGUGGGCAGGCGAGAAUGUGCCCGGCUCGCCAUUCUUCGUAAUGAUCUUUGACACUCAGGAUGAACUAAAUCGCUACCAGCACAACGGAUACAGUAAUCCACUCGUUUCUUUGCCACCCCUGAACGCCAUUGAGAGAAUGAACGGACCAAGCUACUCGGAAGACUGGAAGCAAAUGUCAUGGAAAGGCUCUACAGCAGACCUCUAA